AUGGUCGAGCUCUAUGGAAGGCUUGGGUGUGUCAAGGAUGCUCGAGAGGCCUUUGACGCGCUCCAUCCAAAGGAUUCCUUCUCGUGGAGCUUUAUGCUUUUGGCAUAUGCUCGAAACGGGCAUCUGGAAGAUGCGAAGAAUACCUUUGAUAAGAUGCCUUGCAAGGAUGCUGUGGUCUGGAAUUCCAUGCUGAAUGCCUACAUUGGAGUUGGUCAUGCGAACGAUGCCUUGGAAUUCUUUGAAUCGAUGCCGCAAAAAACUCUUUCUUCCUUCAACAUGAUCCUUGCGUUAUAUGCCCAUCAAGGGCAUCUUGACAUGGCAAAAGCUCAUUUUGAUGCAAUGCCUCUUCACUGUUUGAUCUCCUGGACAAGUUUGGCUGUUGCUUAUGCUCGAAAUGGAGAAGUUAGAGCUAGCGAGGAAAUCUUUUCCCAAAUGCCGAUGCACGACAUAAUCUGCUGCAAUGCGAUGCUAUCUGCAUACGGCAACAGUGGAAAAACACUCCAUGCACAAAAGAUGCUUGAAGAGAUGGAGUCCGUCAACUUGAUCUCUCUAUCAACCAUGUUAGCCGCAUAUAGCGAGAAUGGCUUCUUGGAAGCGGCAGAAGGUCUCUAUAAUAGAAUGCCACAGAGAGAUUUGAUAGUCUGGAACACCAUGCUCGCAACAUACACACAGCAUGGAGAUUUGACCCGGGCAGAAAAAGUUUUUGAUGAAAUGCCAGAGGCAAACAGUGCCUCAUGGACGUCUAUGCUGACAGCAUAUGCCCAGCGAGGGUAUCCGGAGAAGGCAAAGGAUUACUUUGCUAGAAUGCCGCAGCAUGACUUGAUCUCUCAAAAUGCCAUGCUUUCAGCUUAUAUUCACAGGGGUAGAGUCGAGGAUGCGAGAGAAAUAUUCGAUUGGAUGCCAGAAAAGAACUUGGUGUCGUGGAAUGCCAUUCUGGCAGCCUAUUCUCAAAGAGGUCAUCUGGAAAACGCUGCUUGUAUAUUUCGAGAAAUGCCGUUUCUGGACGUGAUUUCGUGUAAUACGAUGCUCAUGUCGCUUGUGCAGAGUGAAAAUCUCGAAAGAGCUCGGGAGUUUUUCAAUGGAAUGCCAGAUCGAGACCUCAUAACCUGGAACACAAUGCUAACAGCCUACACGCAAAGAGGAAAGCUUCUCCCAGCCAGAGAUCUGUUCGAAAGAAUGACAGAAAGAAGCAUAAUAUCCUGGAACUCAAUGCUAGAUGUAUAUGCCCAAUCUGGGAAAAUUGAGGAAGCGAAGAACGCUUUUGAUUUGAUGCCAGAACACGACCCUUCAUCCUCAACAUGUGUUCUCGCUGCAUAUUCCCGGGAUGCAUAUGUCGAUGACGCUGAGAAGUUUUUUAUAUCAAUUCCAUGGAAAGAUCAACCAGUGUGGAACAUUAUGUUGUCUAUAUAUGCCCAGGCCGGGCAUACCAACAAAACCAAGGCCUUGUUUGAUAGCAUGCCACUCAAGAACUUGGUAUCGUGGAAUGUCCUUCUGUUUUCUUAUGUCAAGAGUGGACAAGUUGAGAGAGCUGUCAAAGUUUUCUACUCUACUCCAGAGUGCGGUGUGAUAACUUGGAGCACUGUUUUGGCUGGUCUCACCAACAGCAGCGACUCCACUCGUGCAUUGGAAAUGUUUGAUACGAUGAAAACACUAGAUCUGGUGGACGAAGUCUCUUUCGUGUCUGCUCUCAUAGCAUGCAGUCGUGGAGGCAGUGUGGACGAUUGCAAGAGCUGCUUUAGCUCUAUGAUCCUCGACUUUGGCCUUGAUCCAGGAAAGCAACACUAUUGCUGCGUGAUCGAUGGUUUGAGCCGUGCUGGGCAUUUGGGUGCUGCUCAAGAUCUCAUCGCAAGCAUGCCUUUUGUGCCAGAUGCUUUACACUUGAGAUGUUUUCUUGGAAGUUGUUCGUGGAAUAACAUCCGUGACGGGGUAGAAGGAGUGAGAGAUCUUUUCAGCUUGGACCCGAAAGGAGGAGCUGCUUAUUAUCUUCCAGAGGGUGUUGUUGAAGAUAUACUAGCGCGUUUGGCAGUGCGGGAUGCGCGAGAGAUGGAUGCGCAUGUUGUGCAACGCAAGGUUGCAUAUGAUUUGGGCGUCUUGGCCUUCUAG
Molecule: messenger RNA, 2103 nt
Organism: Selaginella moellendorffii
Lineage: Eukaryota; Viridiplantae; Streptophyta; Lycopodiopsida; Selaginellales; Selaginellaceae
Product: pentatricopeptide repeat-containing protein At4g02750-like
Exons: 2
Coding region: 1-2103 (700 amino acids)
Molecular function (GO): protein binding
Source: RefSeq, a predicted model, not a curated record